CGUGCGCGCGACUCUGUCGCCUCGCCUCACGGCAGCAGGACGCGGCUGAGUGUUGUGCGGAGCUACGCUUGGGGAACUGCGUCGGGAAAGGAAGAAACUCACUGAGCAGUAGAAAACAUUUAAAAAAAAAAAAAUCUAAUUUAUGUAACUCGGUAUUGCAUUGCUACUGUUUUUUUUCAGCAUUUUGUAAUCGAUGGAUAUGGAUUAGCGGAGCGGUUAGUAAAGCGGGAACGACUCGGAGCGAGUCCAUCGGUGACGCCCCCACCCGCAGCGGCUCCCGGUGACAACACACACACACUACCUGUUUAUUCUUCUUCACUUGCUCGUGUCACAGGCAGAGGAUCGCUGCCGGCCGACUGAAUAUGUUGGCAUGGCUCAGCGACUGCUUCUGGCAGGAACGCCUCUGGUUCCCUGAGGGUCUGGGCUGGGCCGACCUGCAGGACCGCGAUGGCCGAGUCUACGCCAAAGCCGCAGACCUCUGGGUUACCAUUCCUCUGGCGCUCUGCUUCCUGGUCGUGCGGCAGGUUUUCGAGAGGACAGUGGCCGUUCCACUUGCCUCGCUGCUCGGAGUGCGGGAGAAGGUGCGCGUGACAGCGACGCACAACCCCACGCUGGAGUCUUACUUCUGUGAAGUAACCAAGCACCCCACGCAGAGCGCAGUGGAGAGCUUAAGCAAAAAGGCAGGCGUUUCAGUGAACCAGGCCCGACGGUGGUUCCGGCGCCGAAGGAACCAGGACAGACCGAGCCUGCUGAAGAAAUUCCGAGAGGCCAGUUGGAGAUUCACCUUUUACCUUCUUGCUUUCAUUGCUGGCCUGGCUGCACUCGUUGACAAACCCUGGUUUUAUGACUUGACGGAAGUGUGGAAAGGAUUUCCAACGCUGACGCUGCUGCCCUCCCAGUACUGGUACUACAUGCUAGAGCUGAGCUUCUACGUCUCCCUGCUGUUCAGCGUGGCCACUGACGUCAAGCGCAAAUUUUCUCUCUUUUGUUUCACCUUUCCCUGUUGGAUUCAGGAUUUCAAGGAACAGAUUGUGCACCAUGUCGCCACAAUUGUGCUGAUCAGCUUUUCCUGGUGCGUUAACUACAUCCGAGCUGGGACCCUGAUCAUGCUGGUGCACGAUGCCUCGGACUACCUGCUGGAGUCGGCCAAAAUGUUCAACUAUGCAGGAUGGAGGACAACUUGCAACUGUAUGUUCAUCCUUUUCGCCGCCGUCUUCUUCGUCACUCGGCUCAUCAUCUUCCCCCUCCGGAUCCUGUACUGCACGUGGGUUUACCCUGUGACCAUGUACCCCCCCUUCUUUGGUUACUACUUCUUCAACGGGCUCCUGCUCCUCCUGCAGUGUCUCCAUAUCUUCUGGGCUCUUCUCAUCCUGCGCAUGGUCAUCAAGUUCCUUCCAGGCAAUGAUGUUGUGGCGGAUGAGAGAAGCGAUAAGGAGGAGACGGAUGAGUCCGAGGAGGAGGAGGAAGGAGCGAAACUGGAAAACGGGUCGGUGCAGAAUGGCCACCCCGCUCUCUACAGCGGUCACUGCAAAACAGAGUGAUGCCCAGGUUGGAGGAGAGAACCCAGCUGGGGUUGGGGCGAUGUGCGCUCACACGCACACAUAUAGAAGACAGAUAUGGGGCGGUGAGAACAGACACGUUACACUAAAUGACACUGAUAUGUCAGGUAUGAGGAUGUGUGGGUGGAGGAGACCAGCACACUGGUCCUCUUUGAAUGUUCGGUUCCCUGAGAACCGGUGUGUUUGUACCAUGGUGUCGCCUCUCUAUAGAACAGGCACUUGUGUCGUGUCAGCCUUGAAAAAAUCAGCUCCAGUUACAGCAGGAAGUGGCAGUUUCCACAGAGAUCUUUGUGACUAAUACAGGCUUACAGGUAUGACAAAUAUAUAUUUACACACACACUGUCCGAAACCACUCGUCCCGAGGGGGGUUAUGGCAAACCG
Molecule: messenger RNA, 1940 nt
Organism: Scleropages formosus (Asian bonytongue)
Lineage: Eukaryota; Metazoa; Chordata; Actinopteri; Osteoglossiformes; Osteoglossidae
Product: ceramide synthase 2-like
Exons: 11
Coding region: 363-1541 (392 amino acids)
Biological process (GO): ceramide biosynthetic process
Cellular component (GO): membrane
Molecular function (GO): DNA binding; sphingosine N-acyltransferase activity
Source: RefSeq, a predicted model, not a curated record